Molecule: messenger RNA, 610 nt
Organism: Brassicogethes aeneus
Lineage: Eukaryota; Metazoa; Arthropoda; Insecta; Coleoptera; Nitidulidae
Source: the annotation of a GenBank genome assembly
UAUACAUCGCUCACCUGACGUUUUGAGGUUAUGUGCAAAUGUUUAGUUGCAAGUGUUUAACUUUUCGUGUUUCAAUUUAAUUACGGAAUAAUUUUAAAAAUAAAAAUGAACUUUUUAAGAAAAUGUAUUCAAAAUGUUCCCCAAAUUAAGUCCAGUUUGGUGUCGAACGUACAAAAUAGGAAUUUAUUGGACAUAACCUCUCUAACUAGUAGGUUAUCAGGACUUAAUAUGCAAGAAAGAACAAUGGCUUCUCUUCAACAAAUGCACAGAUCAGGCCCCCACCGUAAAAUACGCAAAGCUCGUCAACCCCUCGAUGGCAACCCUUUGAUGAAAGGGGUAGUAAUCAAAACCGUGAUCAAAAAGCCGAAAAAGCCCAAUUCAGCCAAUAGGAAAUGCGUGCUCGUUAGGCUGUCCAAUGGAAAAGAAAUGGUGUCGUAUAUUCCUGGUAUUGGACAUAAUUUACAAGAACAUAAUAUUGUAUUAUGUCGUGUUGGAAGAGUCCAAGAUUGUCCUGGAGUUAAAAUAAAAUGUGUUAGAGGAAAAUAUGACUUAAGCCAUGUUAUUAUUAAUAGAAAAUAAUUGUUGUAAUAAGAGUUGUAAUAAAUGUUAG